Messenger RNA from Doryrhamphus excisus (bluestripe pipefish), 2129 nucleotides. Its product is annotated as ras-related protein Rab-8B. Gene Ontology annotation, molecular function: GTPase activity; GTP binding. The record is from RefSeq and is a predicted model, not a curated record. Lineage: Eukaryota; Metazoa; Chordata; Actinopteri; Syngnathiformes; Syngnathidae.
UAGUCGUGUGUGGGGGUAGACUGCUUCCUGGAGCAAAUCCUUGCGUCCCACAAUGCUCGUACUCAUUCCAGCAAAUAGACGACCCCCACUGCUUGGCCAGGCUAUUGCCACUGCUAGCUAGUAUAAACACGACACCAUGUGCUUGCUGUAGAUAUACACAUUGAGAUAUUUUAACGCGACUCACACGACGACACUCUGCGUGAUAACUACUUAAUAAGGCACACGAACAUAAAAGGAUUACAAUAAGUGAUACAAAAGCAAAACAACUGUAAUUUUAAAGUAAACUUACAGGCAUCUCGCAGUCGUCGUAUACGUGGUCUUCGUGGAUGCAGUACCUGGGAGGAGCUGUAUCACUGAGCUGUUGUCACGAUAAUUUCAAAAACAUUGUAAACUGGUCAAACUGGCAGAUAAACGGGUCUAGUGGUUUAAUUAUUAAUUUUAAAUACACACAAUGAGCACUUGAAGUUUAUUGUAUGCCAAUACAAGACUCAUAUUACUAUGGCAACUUAGCCACCACAUAAGUAGUUUUUUUUAAUUAGUAUGAAUAUAAAUGUUAUAAGGCACCACGGGCAGCUCGCCUGUUUAUAGUAAAAGACGCCAAAUAAACACAACUAGUGUUUUCAUCUCCAAAACUACGUGACCCACAAUGCAACGCAUUACGUCACUGCUGUCCGCACUGUUCCGCUGCCAGCAGCCCAGACCACCUCAGACAGCUGAGGAUCCAAAAGAAGACAGCCCAUUUAUUGACCCUUCUAUUCUGCGUGUACAAUGGCGAAGACAUAUGAUUAUCUUUUUAAGUUGUUGCUUAUCGGUGACAGCGGUGUUGGCAAAACGUGUCUUCUGUUCAGAUUCAGCGAAGACUCUUUCAAUACCACCUUCAUAUCCACCAUAGGAAUAGACUUUAAAAUUCGGACAAUAGAACUGGAUGGAAAGAGAGUCAAACUUCAAAUUUGGGAUACUGCAGGCCAGGAGAGGUUUCGCACCAUCACCACAGCUUACUACAGAGGAGCGAUGGGAAUUAUGCUCGUCUAUGAUAUCUCCAGUGAAAAGUCAUUUGAAAACAUAAAAAAUUGGAUCAGAAAUAUAGAAGAGCAUGCCUCAUCAGAUGUUGAGAAAAUGAUCCUGGGUAACAAAUGUGACAUGGCCGACAGGCGACAGGUGUCCAAAGACAGAGGUGAAAAACUGGCUAUUGAUUAUGGUGUUAAGUUUUUGGAAACCAGUGCAAAGACCAGUCUAAACGUAGAGGAGGCCUUUUAUAGCAUGGGGAGAGACAUACUGCACAAUCUCAGCUCAAAGACAACAGACAACAAUGGUGGAACAUCGGGCAAACCGAUCAAGAUCACUGAGAAAAAGUCCAAGAGGAUCAAGUUCUUGAAGUGUUCCGUCCUGUAGAUGACUCACUAAAGUGCGUACUCCCCUUUGCUCAUUUGGAGACGGAAGCGGGGGGGCCUUGCUUCCCUUUAUGUCAUGUUACGGAUGGGGGCGGGGGCUUGCUGCCGGCUGGAGCCCACAGGUUCACGAGAAGUCCGUUCCAACUUGAAGAUGCUCCACGAGGAACCAGGCAUGAACCGGUGCUGAUCAGCCGUGCUUAGUUUGUAGCUAGCUGAGGCCUCAGAGGAGUCUCCUUUUUUUGUGUUCUAUAAUACCUCAGUUAUUCCUCAGUAUUCAGUAUCUCAGUAAACCAUCGUGUUCUUAUUGUACAUGUCCAACAAUGACACUUUGUAGCACUAUUUUAUACCUUGUGCCAAACUGACCACGAGGACGAGACCCGCAUAUGAAGUCUCUGCAUUGAUUGUAUUUGUGAGUGUAAAUUCAUGUACAUUGACGGCAUUAGAAUAGACAAUAUGUAUAAAGUCAACCUCCUUUUUUUGUAAUUCGUUUAUUCAUCACUGCCAAGACAGAGCAGAGCUAAGAAAUAAGAUGCAGUGAAUUCAUAGUGUGAUGAUGCCAUUGUGAGUAUUUGCAUGAAAGCUGUUGGAUGGAAUAUAAGCACAUUGUACGCUACCUAGAGAGAAGACAGUUUACAGUCUGUAUAUGAAAGUGAUUGUUGAGUAAGUGUGUUGGACGUUCAUGUCAUGGUGCAAUAGUAUUGACAUUCAGAGGGUUUUCUUCACAUUAAAAGACAGGGA